This is a messenger RNA of Rhodofomes roseus, 1127 nucleotides long. RefSeq names its product histone deacetylase complex protein. Bases 145 to 1017 code for a protein of 290 amino acids. Lineage: Eukaryota; Fungi; Basidiomycota; Agaricomycetes; Polyporales; Fomitopsidaceae. The record is from RefSeq and is a predicted model, not a curated record. Gene Ontology annotation, molecular function: transcription corepressor activity; transcription factor binding. Gene Ontology annotation, biological process: negative regulation of DNA-templated transcription. The transcript is spliced from 3 exons. Gene Ontology annotation, cellular component: nucleus.
GCGGGCGUACUUACACCGAACAGGAUACCGGGUCCCGGAAAGGUGAAUUACGUCAGCUGCUCGAGGUGGGCGCUUGGACUGGGCGCUCAGACGCUCAACCCUCCCAACGUCUCUUCCAUCGUCCUCCUUGUCUUCGCCUGCGCAAUGGACGAAACAACGCCUUCAGGUCGCCCUAUCAUUGAUAGAGAAAAGACGGCCCCGUUUCUCAUUCGCACCUUCAUCAAAGUCGGCGGUUUCCACCGUGUUGCGCAGUUCGAAGAUGGUCCUAUACCGACGGCGGAUGAACAGCAAAUAUUCACAUGGAAGGACGCAACACUGCGCGAAGUGCUGACCACAGUCCGCGCAACUGCGCCAGCCAGCCCUGAGAUACGGCAUCCUCUCGCGCGGUACUCCUUCCGUACGCUCUACGCCGACAGCGCAACGCGCGGACGAUUGAACCAGAAGGAGCUCGGCAUCGUCUACUCGCGAGACAUCCUCGGCGAGCCUGGCUCACUCACCUCUACCGCUCCGCGCCUCCUCACCGACGACGACGUCCCACCAGGCAAUGACGAGCGCACGCUUGACGAACUUCGCUUCGUCCCAGGAGACUACCUUUGCGUUGCUGUGCUACUGCCCAAAAAUGCCACAGUUGCUGCGCCCGGGGGUGAACUCGCCAUCAAGGGCAGUGCCGCACCUGGCACGAACGGCCCUACAUCAAACGGGUGGAAGAGCGGUAACAGGACGGAUGGUGGAUGGGGAGGUGGUGCGUCCUCUACUGCCGGUCCACCAGGUGGGUUGGGGAGGGGUGGUGGACAUUGGCGCGGUGGGUCAGACGCGCCGCCAGCUGGUUCGCGUGGGCGUGGUGGACGUGGUGGGUUUGGUGGAAGGGACAGAGACAGGGACGAUGAUAGGCGCGUGCCACCCCCACGCAGAGAUUCGCCGCCUCCUCCGAGGAGGGACACAUGGGGUGAUCGUCGAGAUAGGCGAGGUGGUUCAAGGUCAAGGAGUCCACCAAGACGUCGGGGAAGAUAUGACUGAGGUGUGCUAUAUCUUGCUGUGCUUCUCUCAAUUACUUCUGUUUUAGGCUGCUCUGUUGUGCUAUCACCUCUCACGUUGAGCAAUCGAGCCCGUUUGCUUGACCGCGGCGA